Octodon degus (degu) is the source of this 3603-nucleotide messenger RNA. It is a transcript of the gene Snx16, whose product is annotated as sorting nexin 16. The record is from RefSeq and is a predicted model, not a curated record. NCBI's taxonomy places the organism in Eukaryota, Metazoa, Chordata, Mammalia, Rodentia, Octodontidae. Gene Ontology annotation, biological process: protein targeting to lysosome; endosome to lysosome transport; early endosome to late endosome transport. Gene Ontology annotation, cellular component: late endosome; early endosome; extrinsic component of endosome membrane. The coding region runs from base 445 to 1476 and encodes 343 amino acids. Gene Ontology annotation, molecular function: phosphatidylinositol binding. The transcript is spliced from 8 exons.
AGUUGCCCAGCUCCUCAGAAGUUCCCUUCGAAAAAUGAAGCUAGUGCAAAGAACGUCAACUACUUGUCGCAGGACUAGAUUUCAUUUCGCUACGAGAGUCAGAAGCAGACAUUCUAGGGGCCAUUUCCGGGGGCGGGUCUCAUACGUCACUUCCGGGGCGUGUCCCAGGCCAGCCCCGCCCUCCUCCCCUGGGCCGGGCUGAGUCCGAGAAACGUGCUGAGCGGGUGUUUUGGGCACGGAAGGUCACGUGAAGUAUCCGGUUCUGUCAGGGAGGCGAGUGGCUGCGCACCGGAGCGGCGGGUUCCACAGUCCCCGGGAAGCGUGCUCGCGCUGGAUCCCCGGCGCGUCCAGAUAGUGAACUCCUGAGAAGAAAAUGGAUUGCCUAGUAGUUGUUUGCUAAGCAUUUGGACUCAGCAGUGUACAGAUUUCUUGCAGAGGCAGACAAUGGCAACUCCUUAUGUCCCAGUUCCUAUGCCCAUAGGAAACUCCGCUUCCAGUUUUACAGCCAACAGAAAUCAAAGAAGUUCUUCUUUUGGCAGUGUCUCUACAAGCUCAAACUCUUCCAGAGGCCAGCCAGAAGAUUCAAAUAUGGGUAACUGUAAACAGGCAAGCGUUCCUGAACAGCUGGACAGAACUUCAUCUGUCUGCAGCAGUCCUCUCAUUAGGACUAAGUUCACAGGAACAGAUUCAGCCAUUGAGUAUUCUGCAAGAGCAAGAGAAACUGAAGAACAGAAUCCUGAACCAGUGAGUUGGGAGGACAGACCAUCCACACCUACUAUUCUGGGGUAUGAGGUGAUGGAAGAAAGAGCCAAGUUUACUGUAUAUAAAAUACUAGUGAAGAAAACCCCAGAAGAAAGUUGGGUAGUUUUCAGAAGAUACACCGACUUCUCUAGGCUCAAUGACAAAUUAAGAGAGAUGUUUCCAGGCUUUCGAUUAGCACUUCCACCAAAACGCUGGUUUAAAAAUAACUACAAUGCUGAUUUCCUAGAAGAUAGACAAUUAGGACUACAAGCAUUUCUUCAGAAUUUAGUGGCUCACAAGGACAUUGCUAAAUGCACUGCGGUGAGAGAAUUUCUUUGCCUGGAUGAUCCGCCAGGCCCAUUCGAUAGCCUAGAAGAAAGCAGGGCUUUCUGCGAAACCUUAGAAGAAACAAACUACCAUUUACAGAGAGAGCUACUUGAAAAGCAGAAGGAGGUAGAAUCCCUGAAGAAACUGCUUAGUGAGAAGCAACUUCACAUAGACGCCCUGGAGAACAGAAUCAGAACAUUGUCUCUAGAACCUGAAGAAUCAUUUUAUGUGACCGAAGCAGAAAAUGGACAGAUCCUAAGGCUGCAGUCCUCUGCACUUACGAUUGACCAAGAUGUCUUAGAUGAAGAAUCCAGAGCUGAUAAUCCACACUUCAGUUUUGGUGACCCUGAAAAUGCUGUAUCAGAAAUAGAAGUGGCUGAAGUGGCAUAUAAGGCUGAAGAACACUGAUGCAACACGUCACCAAGUUUAGAAUAGAGUGGCAGAUGUCAUUUAAACAUAAAAAGACUGAAACAGUUACAGAAGAGAAUGAGAAUUUAAAUGUAUAAAGUUUACAUAAAAUUGUUUUAAGUUAUUGGAGUUGUAAAUAUACUCACUGCUGCUUUUGUCUCUUAUCCAGCUUUCUAUUUAGUACACUGAAAAAAGAAUGUAGUUAGAAUUCUGUUACCAGUGCCCAUGUUCUUAAAUAUUGUGCAUAAAUUAUGAUGGUGUUUUGCCUAUAAUGUUGCUCCAGACUAGUCUGUGUGGCUGUGUUUGCACCUGCUUUAAAUUGCAGUUAUAUUAGUCAAAUGGAAAUUAAUUGCAUGUUGUAUCUGUGUGAUACUUCUUUGUGUCUCUGACAUGACAUAUUUUCAUUAACGAUUUAAAUCAGUGAACAUUGUAUUAAAGGUAAAGAUGAAAACAAAAGAUAAAGAUGAAAUGAGUAUUAAAUGUUGACAUGUUUAUUAUCUCUAAAUAAAAAUAACUUAUUCAAAUGUUAAUAUAUAAAAGAUUAAGAUGGUUUUUAGUACCAAAGCAAAACUAUUUUAAAGAGCUGUCACCAUACAGCUGAAGUGGCAAAAUAGCCUUGAUUUUAAAUUCCAAUUCAUAAUACCAAGAUACUGUAAGUAUCCUAGUUUAUUAAGGCUAUAGCACAUUAUUUUCUACAUUUUAGAUUUCUACCUGCAGUUUCAGUGAGUUUGCUUCUUUCAGAAUACUACCUCUUUUUUGCUAAUCAAGGCAUAUUCUUUUCAAAAUAUAGAUAUUAAGGAAGUAAGGAGUUAAUAUAAGAAGACACAAUAAAAAGCCAUAUACACUACAAAAUUCCUAAGUAGCUUGACACUUGGUGUUGCAUUUUUAUUUCUGUACAUAUGAAAAUGCUGUUAUAUGUGGCGUGGCUUUUUUUCUUUUUAAUAUAUUUAGCCAAGCGAUGCACUUUAUAAUUAAACUAUUUUGUGCCAAGUUUAAUUGGUGAAUUUCUUUAGUAAGGGUAGUGAACUGGAAGAAUUAUGUAGUGCCUUUACUAUUUCACUUUUUACAAACAUCUUUAGGGUAUGAGUCAACUUGGUGAAGAAUGUUUAUGCUUGUCUCUACUCUGCAUAUGUAUCAAAAGUGCCUUGUUUCAUUUUCAUAGUAUGAAGUUACUUGUUGAUUCUCUGUGUCUACUGUUUUGCAUAUUGCUGUUAAUAUGUAUUGCAGUGCUAGCAUUUUGAAAGCCUAGGUGGUGUCCUGAACAGCGUAGACUUUAUAAAACCUGGGAGAAUCUUACUGGGGAAAUAGAAUAGCAAUCUUGGGGGGUUUUCCUUCAUUAUCUAAAAGUGUACCAGUAUCUUACUGUGCAUACUAAGUUGUGGUUGUUUAAAAUUCUGCUGAUAUAAAUCAACGCACCCAAUGGCUAUUGGUCACCUUUAUUCUUAAAAGGAAACGACUUUAUGCCAAAGUACCCAAAUUUUAAACCUGCGUCAUAAUGCACAGGUGUUUUAGCUAGGACCAUUUUCGACAAAGUAUAUUAGAAAUUUGUUUAUUAUUUUUAGAGGCAGAAAUAGAUAUAAUAAACUAAUGUGCUCAUUCAUUUUUAAAUUAUCCUAGACUGUUUGAAAAAGUUUAUGGUGAACAAUCACUUCACAUUGACAUUAAUAAUAAAAUAAAAUGGUCUUUGCCAAGUUCCAGAUAUUAUAGUGCUACAUGACUGUUUUGAAGGGAACCAUAUACUUUAAAGACACAGUUUUAAAUAUUAUAUUUAAAGUUUUGAAUGGAGGGAAACUGUUAAUUAGGUAAACCACUAUUAUUUAUAUUUAGAAUUUACUUUUUUACUUUUAUAAUGUAUUUUACUCCCAGUAUUAUAUUCAUUUAAUAAAUUAUUUUUUCAUUACAGUAGUAGCUGUGUUUUCCGGUGUGGAAUAGCCCUGUCUCCUCUUUCUGUGUUCUCCCUAUUCCUACAAUUAUUGUAAAUUGAAUUAUAUUUAAAGGCGAUAUAUCACAGGUGAUGAGCCUGUGAUUUUCUAAGUUUCUAUUUUAUUUCACUGAUUAUCUUUCAGAAGCAUUUGUGAAUAGGUGCAGUGCACUUUAAAUGUAACCAAUAUUAAUAAAAAAAUUAUA